UCCACCAAGUUAAUGAGUUAUUGACGUGGCGGUCCUGAUUCAUAAUCGGAACUACCGUUAGAACAUUUUGCAAAUCAAUCUUUAGCAACGCCACCCCGGAGACAUCUCAAAAUGGCGUCACGCAUCGGACAACUUUCCAAAAAUAUCAAAGAACUUCGUCUCCUCUUUUGCCAAACUUCACCUGCCAGCUCCUCCACUAGAUCAUUUGUUGAAAAGAAUUACAAGGAGCUGAAGAAAGCAAACCCUAAGCUGCCGAUUCUUAUCCGCGAAUGCAGCGGCACCGAACCUCAGCUUUGGGCACGAUACGACAUGGGCGUUGAGAGAGGUAUUCGCUUGGAAGGGAUGUCAGAGGCCCAAAUCUCUAAGGCAUUGGAGGACCUUGCAAAGGGAGGGGCUAAAUCCUAAACUAUAUAUCACAAGAAUUAUUGUUUCUUUAAAAUGAAUAACCCCGAUCGUCGGGUAGCAUUAUGAAGUUGGUGUUUCUCCUGAUUGUAGCAACCUCUUUGAUUUUGUAACAUGAUAUGAAUGAUGGGAAUUGAACACUGUGAUUCUAUGAAAUCUGCAUCACUCAAUGCCUUUCCGGCAAAUUGUCUAA
Molecule: messenger RNA, 595 nt
Organism: Erigeron canadensis
Lineage: Eukaryota; Viridiplantae; Streptophyta; Magnoliopsida; Asterales; Asteraceae
Product: NADH dehydrogenase [ubiquinone] 1 alpha subcomplex subunit 2
Exons: 3
Coding region: 112-405 (97 amino acids)
Source: RefSeq, a predicted model, not a curated record